Messenger RNA from Hirundo rustica (Barn swallow), 4137 nucleotides. It is a transcript of the gene XNDC1N, whose product is annotated as XRCC1 N-terminal domain containing 1, N-terminal like. Gene Ontology annotation, cellular component: nucleus. Gene Ontology annotation, molecular function: damaged DNA binding. The record is from RefSeq and is a predicted model, not a curated record. Gene Ontology annotation, biological process: base-excision repair; single strand break repair. Lineage: Eukaryota; Metazoa; Chordata; Aves; Passeriformes; Hirundinidae. The transcript has 10 exons. Bases 115 to 1317 code for a protein of 400 amino acids.
GGAAGUGGCGAUCGGGGAUCAUGUGAUUUGUGCGGCGGGAGAUUCGGGAUCGGAACUGGAGGGAUCUGAAGGGAAGUUACAUUCUGGCAGAGUGUUGUCUCCAAAGGAUCCUGAAUGGCUCCGGUUAAAAUCAGCUAUGUGGUAUCCUUCUCCUCACAGGACCCCAAGUACCCAGCAGAGAACCUGUUGAGUGAGGAUGGCAUACAACCCUGGCUUGGCUGCCCCAAGGAUCACAGCAGGCAUCUGAGUGUGGAGCUGCAGCUAGAGAGAGCUUGUCCCAUUGGCUACGUUGACGUUGGGAACUACGGCUGCGCCUUUCUGCAGAUUGAGGUUGGACGUUCCUCAUGGCCCCGUGACCAGCCCUAUCUCACCUUGGUGCCCACUGUCACACUGAUGACACCAGCUGACUCAAAGCUGGACCAGAAUCGCUGUGGGGUUCGGAUGUUUAAGGAAGCAGAUUUCUCGGAGCUGACGGUGGGGCAGAAGUGGGACCGCGUGCGGCUCACCUGCAGCCAGCCCUUCUCCCCGUGCAGCCGCUUUGGGCUCUCCUUCAUCCGCCUGCGCACACCACAGGAGCCGGAGCCUGACCUCCCCCGGCCACCCCCGGAUGCAGAGGAUGCUGAGCUCUCAGACAGACCCUGGUGCUCCAGCCCUGCCUUUCACCGGACUUUCUUUCCUGAACCAUGCUUGAGAUCCAGGGAGGAGGAGCAGCUGAGGAGCCGCCUGUGGAAGCUGGAAGGGGCUGCCUGGAGCCCGGCCCACCUCAGCCGCUCUGCCCAGAUGGUGCUGUCGGCAGCGCGGAACCAGGAGCUGAGGCCCAGAGCUGGCACCAGCACCCUGGGGAGUCACCCGGAGCUGCCGGCCCAGGAUGCGGGAGGCGCCGCAGUGCCGGGCUCUGCACUGGAUGUCCCUGCAGACCCCCCGAGCACCUGCAGGCAGCUGGACAGGCACUGUGCUCCCAGUCCUGUUAGCAGGGCUCCAGCUGCCACCUCAAGGACACCCAGGGUGAAAAGAAGAGCCCGAGCCUGUGGCCCCCGAGAGAGACACGGCAGGAGGAAGGACAAGGGACAGGCCAGGAGUGACAGGGAGACAGGUGUCUGCCCCAUCUGCUCAGGCUGUUUCCCACUGGAUCUGCUCCCUGCACACGCCUCCCAGUGUGGAGAAGACCCCACCACAGCCUGGCCUUUCCUGUCCCCUGAUGCCUGGGUGUCCUGCCCCAUUUGCCAGCUGCCCUUUGGUGUGGCAGAGGUGGAGCAGCAUGCCAGCAACUGUGGGGAGACAGCAGGGGCCCUGUCCUCCCCCCAGUGCCUGCAGUAGGACAGCAGAGCUGGGGACAAACCCUGUGUCACCACCCCUGGGGGGUGAAGCUGCAGUACUCCAAGGGGCAGAGACACUGCAGCCCGGACAUUUGUGGCAAGGCUGGUGUGAGGAUGGAGAAGGUGCUUCCACCCCCAUGGCCAGGUUUGCUGGGGUUUGAAACUGUAAUGGCAGGAGUUGCUACUGGAGAAGAAUAAAUUAAAGGAGGAAAAUAGAAGAAAGAUGUAUAUCUGGACUGACUGCAUGGUGCUACGGCAGGUUCCCUGGAUGAGCAUCCUGCCCAGGGACACCCUGUGUAGUUCAUGGAUAUGGUGAUAGGACAAGGAGGAGGUCAUGCUUUUCCUCCCCUCAAGCCCUGAUGGGGGUGAAGUAGAGACUCUCCAGGGAUGGCUUCCUCUGGGGCAGCCGCUGGGACAGCGGUGACUCUUCACUGUCUGAUGGCACCACUGAGACUUCCAGCUGAGAGCUGGUGGCCUUCCUGCAGAGACAGGAGAUGAGGGUAGCACCAGCAGGCUUGCCAGGCCAACAGCAACAGUGCAUUUUUGGGGUGCUGGAAGCAGAUUGAUCUGGUACCUGUGAUGCCGUUUAGGUUUUGCCUUUUUUUUUUUUUUUCUUUUAUAUGUUCUCUGUAUUCUUCACACAUAUAUUUGUAGCUCUGUCGUCUAUUAUAUUAGUGUCUAGUUUUCCCAGUACUUUUCCGUGGCCUUUCCUUAAGCAGAAAAACAAAACAAAUUCUGGAGCUCCAAGCCCUGAGAGGUACAAGGCUCUGUGUUAUCUUGGUUCUUCCUGGGAACCAAGGCCGAGAGCAACUCUUGGAGAUACAUUCUCAUGGACAAUGAAGGGGGGGCUCCAGGGGAGGGGCUUGACCCGGGUGGGGGAAUUGCAUCACCACUUAUCCUCCUAAUUGGUGCCUUUUCUCCAUUAUGCUAAUUUCCUAAAACCUAUAAACUGUACUCACCCCUGUGGGGGGGGGUGGGCUUUUGUGGACAUCUUUCCAUAACUGCCUCUGGAGGCCUUCAGAAAAGAUCCCCUUUUAUAUUACCUCCUCACUAAAAUUAUCUCGAGUUUCAUUUCCUGCUUGGGAAAAAGGCAGCAGUUAUCCAGGCAGGAUGGGAGAAUCUGUUGUCCUUCCUCUGUACCCAGAACAUCCAGCAAGGAAUUCUUUCCUGCCGGCAAUCUUGAGAAGUCUGGGCAGUAGGCUGAGGCUGAGACACCAUCCCGCAGGAGGUAAUACAAAAGUAGCUCUUUUUGUUGUGUAGCAUGUAGUCUGUAUCUCUGUGUGUCUUGUGUAUCUGUGUAAGGUCAGUAAUUGCUAGCAAUCCCGAGACAACCCCGCAUGAUGGGGGGGGAAUUUUCUUUUGGAGUGGUUUCUCAGAGUUUCCUUCUUUCUUUGCUUUUCCAACCUGCCCCAGAUUGGCUGGAUGUCUGUGAGUGUGUGUGUGUAUGUGUUUGCCACUGGCUGUGAUUGCUCAUUGGUGGAGAAAAGCAAAUUACAAUGGAAAAGUUUCUUGCUUAGUAUGUGGAGGUUUUGAAUCGAGAAUUGGCCUGGGGACGCCUGGUCCUGGAGCAGCCGGGGGAGGCCUGGCACACUCCUUGGUGGGAGGAGGGGGAGAGAUCCCUGCUUCCUGCAGGUUGGUGGGAAGAGGAGAAGAGAUCCUUACUUCCUACUGGUUUUGUGGAGGGGCUGAGAAAAGCUGAGCUUGUGGCAUUGCAAGGGAGGAGGGAAGCGUGCCCACCUCCUUUGUUCCAUCUGUGGAAGGUAUUUUCCAAGAUUUUAGGGCAGGGGCAGCACCCAGACUCCUGGGAGGGCUCAGGAAGCGGGGAGGUCUCAUCCCCUGUGACGGACGGGGGGGACCAGCUACUCUGAGAGGAGUCGAGGUGACUCCUGACAAUGCCCUGGCACUGGAGGGACACCACGGUGUAUUCCCAGUCUGCCAUGAGAACCAUCAGAGAGGGUGUCAGUCCAAAUCCAGUAUCACCCCACCAUCUGUGAGGGCCUGUGACAACCACAUCACCUUCCCCUUCCACAGGCUGCUUCCUGCUGGAUCUGCUCCCUUGCACACACCUCCCAGUGUGGAAAAGACUCCACCACAGCCUGGCCUUUCCUGUCCCCUGAUGCCUGGGUGUCCUGCCCCAUUUGCCAGCUGCCCUUUGGCGUGGCAGAGGUGGAGCAGCAUGCCAGCAACUGUGGGGAGACAGCAGGGGCCCUGUCCUCCCCCCAGUGCCUGCAGUAGGACAGCAGAGCUGGGGACAAACCCUGUGUCACCACCCCUGGGGGGUGAAGCUGCAGUACUCCAAGGGGCAGAGACACUGCAGCCCGGACAUUUGUGGCAAGGCUGGUGUGAGGAUGGAGAAGGUGCUUCCACCCCCAUGGCCAGGUUUGCUGGGGUUUGAAACUGUAAUGGCAGGAGUUGCUACUGGAGAAGAAUAAAUUAAAGGAGGAAAAUAGAAGAAAGAUGUAUAUCUGGACUGACUGCAUGGUGCUACGGCAGGCUCCCUGGAUGAACAUCCUGCCUAGGGACACCCUGUGUAGUUCAUGGAUAUGGUGACAGGACAAGGAGGAGGUCAUGCUUUUCCUCCCCUCAAGCCCUGAUAAGGGUUCCAGCACAUGUGGACUGCAGGAGGAGGAAGCCAGGAGCCCCAGAGCAGGUGAAAAAUACACUUUAUUUACAAGUAGAAACAUUUAAAAUGCUGCCUCAGCUUCCCUGGGAGGAGCAGGAGGACAGGGCAGGUGGGGAGUCCCACACACAGGCAGCAGGGGUAGUGGCCCUAGGGAUGCCAGGUUUCCCCUCUGUCCCUGUAACUGGGGCUGCAGGAUAU